Molecule: messenger RNA, 2332 nt
Organism: Centrocercus urophasianus (Greater sage-grouse)
Lineage: Eukaryota; Metazoa; Chordata; Aves; Galliformes; Phasianidae
Gene: PGGHG
Product: protein-glucosylgalactosylhydroxylysine glucosidase
Exons: 15
Coding region: 133-2205 (690 amino acids)
Biological process (GO): carbohydrate metabolic process
Molecular function (GO): catalytic activity
Source: RefSeq, a predicted model, not a curated record
AGCAGUAAAUCUGGGAGAUAAAGCCUGGCUUUUCAGCAGUUCCAUGCUGAGCGCAGCUCCUCUGAGCAAACCCACGUUCCAGGAUCAAGGUUGUUUGAUUUUGCUAAUAAGGAAGGGGAGCUCCGCCUAGUGAUGGCUGAUGGCGAGGAGGACCCUGCUGUGUUCACCUCUACUUGUUUGCCCUCCGACCCACGGCUCCUUGCUACGGUGACCAAUGCUUACCUGGGCACACGUGUCUACCGCAACAUCCUUCAUGUCAAUGGUGUGUACAAUGGGGCGGUGGGGAACACACACCGUGCUGACAUCCCCAGCCCAGUCAAUGUGAAGAUGACAGCGCCUGAUGGGGAUGUACCUGUUGAGACCUUCACCUUGAAUACACGGACAGGAACUUUCAGCCAUAAGCUUCAGUCACCCAAUUAUACAGCCACACACAGGAUCUAUGCUCACCAUUCCCUCGUCCACCUGAUGGCCUUCAGCAUCACCAUCCGGCGAUCAGCUGGCAUCAGCCAGCCCAUCACUGUGCAGCUCCAGACUCCUUUUGUGCCAAAAAGCCAGGACUUGGACCUGCAGGAAGGACCAGACUUCCAAGGAGCAUACUACGUCUAUGGGCAGACACUGGUUCCUGAGGUGGAGGGGGGACCCCAGCCCACUGUGCAUAUGCUCUGGACUCCUGUGCCGCGAGCUGUCACCUUGCAUGAGGAGGAGCAGGAGCGAAGCUGGGAGUUCCUGACGGCUGUGGCUGAGAGUGAGGAGGAGGCCAAGAGGAGCUACAGCGAAGGGCUGGCACACGUGGCAGCUGGCUCCCUGCACUCUUCGCAUACCCAUGCCUGGGCUGCUCUGUGGAGAGGGUGCUGUGUGGACCUGGAAGGCCCACUGCCUUUGAGACAGGCCCUCUAUGGGUGUCUCUAUUAUCUGCUGAGUGCCAUCCCUCCCCAAGAUACACCGGGAUUCCUCUUCCAUGGCAUCAGCCCUGGUGGCUUGUCCAAUGGCACACGGGGCGAGGACUACUGGGGGCACAUCUUCUGGGAUCAGGACACCUGGAUGUUCCCGAACAUCCUGCUGUUUUAUCCCAAAGCUGCCCGAGCCAUCUUGGAGUACCGGAUUCGCACGCUGGAAGGAGCUCUACUCAAUGCACAGGAACAAGGCUAUGAGGGUGCUAAGUUCCCAUGGGAGAGCGCAGCUACUGGUCAGGAGGUCUGUCCUGAGGACAUUUAUGGAGCCCAAGAAAUUCACAUAACCGGGGAUGUUCUGAUGGCCUUUGAGCAGUAUUACUAUACCACACAGGACCAGAAGCUGUUCAGGACUGAUGGAGGCUGGGCGCUGGUGAAAGCCGUGGCUCAAUACUGGUGCAGCAGGAUGGUGUGGAGUGAGGAGGAGCAAUGCUACCACAUCCGAGGUGUCAUGCCCCCAGACGAGUAUCACCACCAGGUUGAUAACUCUGCUUACACCAAUGCCGUGGCACAGAGGAGCUUAAAUUUUGCAGCCAGCAUUGCUCAGGACUUCUUGAUCCCUGUGCCAGAGGAGUGGGUGGAAUGUGCAAAGAAAGUCAAAGUGCCCUUUGAUGCAGUGCGGAAAUAUCACCCUGAGUAUGACGGUUACAGUCCAGGUGAGCCUGUGAAACAAGCUGAUGUUAUCCUGCUGGGCUUCCCUCUGAUGCACCCGAUGCACCCUGAAGUGAGGAGGAAUGACCUGGUGAUGUAUGAGCCCGUCACCACGCUGAGCGGGCCAGCCAUGACCUGGAGCAUGUUUGCAGUGGGCUGGCUGGAGCUGAAGGAAACGCAGAGAGCACAGUGCCAACUGAACAAGUGUUUCAGCAACAUCACUGAGCCCUUCAAGAUCUGGGUGGAGAACUCGGAUGGGUCAGGAGCUGUGAACUUCUUGACAGGGAUGGGUGGAUUCUUACAGGCUGUCCUCUUUGGUUACACAGGGUUCAGGAUCACAAAGACCAACCUUCGCUUUGACCCUGCAUUUCCCAAUGAUGUCAACAAGUUGGAAGUCACUGGUGUCUCCUACUUGGGCAGCAAGCUGAAGUUCACCAUCACCAAGGAGGAGAUGAGGAUUGCAGCAACCAAGUGUCCCCUUCACCCUCCCCUGGAGGUGGUGCUGGAGGAGUCUGGGCAGUGCUUUCCUCUGCACGAAGGGCAGAGCAUCUCCUUCCCCACAGCUGCUGGAUGCAUCCGGAGAGCGCCCAGCAAAGGACUUUGAACCUCAUGGGUCCGGGCUUUAUAUGAUGGGCAUCAGACCCACCCGUACUGAUGUGUGGACAUCCUGCACCAUCCCCGUAUUGAUAUGAGUGUGCUGAGGCUGCCAAGAGAAUGCCCUGCUCUGUUAA